GAUCAGACUGAGUAACAACGUCCUCUGAGUCCAGCUGCUCCGUCCACUCGUCCACACACUGAAGUUUCUUCUCUCACAGACAAAAUGGCCUCCAGGUUAGAGGAGGAUCUCUGCUGUCCCGUCUGUCAGGAGGUCUUCAGAGAUCCUGUCCUUCUGUCCUGUAGCCACAGCUUCUGUAAAGACUGUGUGAAGACAUGGUGGAGAGACAGACCAACAACAGACUGUCCUGUUUGUAAGAGAAGGGCUUCAAUGGACCCACCAUGUAACCUGGUUUUAAAGAACAUGUGUGAGACCUUCUUACAGGAGCGAGGUCAGAGGUCUUCAGAGGUUCUCUGCAGUCAGCACUCUGAGAAACUCAGACUCUUCUGUCUGGACCAUCAGCAGCCAGUGUGUCUCGUCUGCAGAGAUUCAGAAAAACACAUCGGCCACAAGUUCAGACCCAUCGAUGAAGCUGCACAACAACACAAGAAGCAACUUCAGGAGACUCUGGAGACCUUCAAGAAGAACUUAGAGAGUCUGGAAGAAGUUCAGGUGAAGUUUGACCAAACAGCAGAACACAUUAAAGUCCAGGCCCGACGCACAGAGACACGGAUGAAGGAGCAGUUUAAGAAGCUUCAUCAGUUUCUACAAGAGGAAGAGGAGACCAGGAUGGCUGCACUGAAGGAGGAAGAGCAGCAGAAGAGUCACAUAUUGAAGGAGAAGAUGGAGGCUCUGAGCAGAGAGAUAGAAGCUCUAUCAGAUACAGUCCGAGCCACAGAGGACCAGCUGAGAGCUGAAGACGUCUCCUUCCUCCUCAACUACAGAGAGCAGCAGCGCCCCCUGCUGGGGCCUCCACAGCUGCACUCAGGAGCUCUGAUAGACGAGGCCAAACACCUGGGCAACCUGGCCUUCAACAUCUGGAACAAGAUGAAGGACGUGGUCUCCUACAGUCCUGUGGUUCUGGACCCAAACACUGCUCAUCCAAAACUCAUCGUGUCUGAAGAUCUGACCAGUGUGAGACUAGGAGACGAACAGAAGGUUCCUGAUAAUCCAGAGAGGUUUGAUCUUUACUGCAGUGUCCUGAGCUCUGAGGGUUUUAACUCAGGAACUCACAGCUGGGACGUCCAGGUUGGAGACAAUAAACGGUGGGUGGUGGGAGUUUCAGAGUCUGUCCAGAGGAAAGGAAAAGACGUAGAGUCUGGAUUAUGGAGGAUAGGUUUAUAUCAAGAUAAAUACUACACAUGGUCAGCAGGUAAAUUGUCUGUUCUCCAGCUGAAGAAGAAGAUCCAGAAGAUCAGAGUGACUCUGGACUGGGACAGAGGACGACUGUCCUUCACUGAUCCUGAUACUAAUACACUCAUACACACACACACACACACUUUCACACACACCAUGUUUCCAUACAUUUUCAAUUCUAAUGUUGUCCCAGUGAAGAUGUUACCAGUGAAGGUUUGUGUGACAGAGGAACAGAGCACUUAGAGACAAACAGCAGCUUUUUAUUUACUCUUAGUUAGUUUGUUAGUUAAAGGGACAGUGCAGAGAAGUGAGGCGGUUGAAGGUCACCUGGUUUUCAUUGUUCUCUUUGACUUCCUGAUUCUUCUGUUUGUUUAUUUUCCACUCGUAUAAAACUGAUGUCAUUGAUAUUUUCUUCAUAUUUGGUCUUUGUGACUUUGUCACAGUCCAGUGGUGGACGUCUUAGGGGACGACAGUGAGGUCACAGUCCAGUGGUGGACGUCUUAGAGGACGACAGUGAGGUCACAGUCCAGUGGUGGACGUCUUAGAGGACGACAGUGAGGUCACAGUCCAGUGGUGGACGUCUUAGGGGACGACAGUGAGGUCACAGUCCAGUGGUGGACGUCUUAGAGGACGACAGUGAGGUCACAGUCCAGUGGUGGACGUCUUAGAGGACGACAGUGAGGUCACAGUCCAGUGGACUAAUACGUCAUUGAUGUUACUUGUAUAUGGUUGUUUUUAAGGUCUACUCUUGUUUCAUGUUGUUUUUUUGUUUUAAAUAAAGAAAUCACUUGACAGAACGAAAGACCUGAUUAAUUCCCCCAGAAUCU
Molecule: messenger RNA, 2042 nt
Organism: Solea senegalensis (Senegalese sole)
Lineage: Eukaryota; Metazoa; Chordata; Actinopteri; Pleuronectiformes; Soleidae
Product: nuclear factor 7, ovary-like
Exons: 2
Coding region: 85-1458 (457 amino acids)
Molecular function (GO): zinc ion binding; protein binding
Source: RefSeq, a predicted model, not a curated record